AUGAAGACAUUUUUUUUAAAAUAUUUAUUUUCAAAUAUUGAGGGGGCUCAAGAUAGGCUUGAGUCCGAAGGGUUAAAUUUUGGGGGGCUCAAGCCCGAAAGCCCAUACAAGUCGCCGCCAGUGAACACAACUGCUUCAAACGCAAACUUUGUGGAACACAAAAGAGACAGUGCAAUUAAAAAUUAUCUAGAAACUUUCUACAACACCCCAAUAAUGCCAAACAUUAUUGCCAAAUAUAGGCAAAAUUAUUACCAAAUUUUGUUGAAACGUCUGGAUGUGUCAUACGGCAUUGGUAGAGAUGCUAUCCACUUCGAUGCUGCUAGACUGGUUGCCGAAUAUUCGAAAUUUGACUCCAUUUCAGCAUAUACCAGAAACAUUGUUGUCUUCGCAUUGUUUUCCAGCUAUUUCUUUAGAUCAGGAAUUGUCUAUAUGACGUUGCUCCAGAAAUGUGAGCGUUCUAAAGUAUCCAGUACAUUCGAAAAGCGGGAAGACGGGAAUAUAAAAACGUGCAGGAUAUCAGAUAGCCGAAUAGCGAUUGUUAGUGUCAAAAAAGAUAAUUAA
Messenger RNA from Helobdella robusta, 561 nucleotides. RefSeq lists its product as hypothetical. The record is from RefSeq and is a predicted model, not a curated record. NCBI's taxonomy places the organism in Eukaryota, Metazoa, Annelida, Clitellata, Rhynchobdellida, Glossiphoniidae. The transcript has 4 exons. The coding region runs from base 1 to 561 and encodes 186 amino acids.